Messenger RNA from Nicotiana attenuata, 582 nucleotides. RefSeq lists its product as uncharacterized. The record is from RefSeq and is a predicted model, not a curated record. The coding region runs from base 1 to 582 and encodes 193 amino acids. The transcript has 4 exons. NCBI's taxonomy places the organism in Eukaryota, Viridiplantae, Streptophyta, Magnoliopsida, Solanales, Solanaceae.
AUGGCGCCAGAGCAGUACCAUCGUGGGCCAGCAGUGCAGCCUGAAAGUGGUCGACGUGGUAGGGGUGUGCUACGAGGGACUUCGCAGGUGACCCCGUCAGCUCCAUUGCUGAUCGCGAGCACGAACUUUACCUCACAUGACUGGGAUGCGUAUUUUCCUGACCCUCCAGAAGCAUCGACGGUUGCUGAUGCUCGUCCGAUACGAGAUGCGGAUAGUGGGGGCCGACUUAGUGGCUCACCACCGAGGGAUGCUGAGGAUCUUCCACAAGAUUUGCCAUCAUCCUCGCUCGUCGCGGAGGCCACUAGGUGCGACACUGACAUGCCUGAGACGGAUGAUUAUAUUCAGGAGCCCGCUGAGACCAUGGUUACUACUGCACCGAUGGCCCCUUUAAUCGAGCCUGCCAGCCUUACUGACGAUCAUGUUGCAGCUCAUCCUUUGAUAAAGAGGCGUCGUGAUGAGGAUGAUCCUGAUAGUGUAGCCGUGCGGGAUGGGAUGCGCAUGAAGCCAGUGGCUGCUUUAAAGCAUAAAGGUUGUGGGACACAUCGAUUUUUUUUAAUUUUAUGUACAUAUGACAAUGAGUAA